Messenger RNA from Canariomyces notabilis, 1450 nucleotides. RefSeq lists its product as uncharacterized. The record is from RefSeq and is a predicted model, not a curated record. The transcript is spliced from 2 exons. Bases 199 to 978 code for a protein of 259 amino acids. Lineage: Eukaryota; Fungi; Ascomycota; Sordariomycetes; Sordariales; Chaetomiaceae.
AGGUGGGUCUCGCUUCCUACCCCGUAGUCCCAACUGUAUCUUCUCAGGUACUGUACUGUACCUAUCAGUCGCUCGAUAUCGGCCCCGUGGUCAUUCCUGCUCGGUGACACUGAAAAAUAAACAGGCAACCGUGAUAAUUGUUACACCCCUUCUUCUUCUUCUCGGCAUCUUCGCGGCGUAGAAACCAGGAACUAGAAAAUGAGUGUCCCAACCCAACUCCUCGAAUCUCUCGCCAGCGCCCAGUCCCCAGACUCCACCGACAAGUCCGUCGCUGAGGCUGUACAAGCUUUCUGCGAUGGAGCCACGAACUCCUCAACCGAAGAGUCCAUCGGCGACUAUCUAUGGAACGCCUGCAGCAGCAUCUUUGACGUGGUUGGGCGGACCCCCGCCGAACGGCAGCGCGGGUUGCUCGAGCUCAUGUCCCGGCUGCGGCAGACAACAGUUAGCGACAAAGAUGGACAACCGCUGAAUUACGGAGGCGGCGUAGUGUGGAGGGACCUACCAUUGUUCGGUUGGGUCGCGCGAGACCGUUGGAAUCUUGAUGGCCUCAGGGCGUCUGCUACAGCACAGGAGCAGUCCAUCUGGGAGAACUGGACCGCCUUUCUCGCCCAAUUGACAGGGCUAGCCAGUGUCGACGACCGGCGGGGCCCGUUCAACUAUUCGCUAUUCGCACUGUGGUCUCUGAGAGCUGCUCUCGAGGACAAGCCAUCAGAGGCGGUAAACAACGCUUUUGCCAUCACGGCUGCCUCGAUCUGGAUCAGAUAUGCUGGGGCGGUGCUUCGGAAACUGUCCGCCGAAGGCCGCACCUUGGACGGCAAUAUGGGCGCUCCUGGAGGCAAGUUCGCUGAUCGGGAUUGGAAGGGGUUUAAUGAGGAGAGGUGGACGGCGUGGAAGGAAGGAUUCGAAGCAGCGCGAGGUGACGGAGAGGCGGCCGACAAAGCAGCCCGAGAUGCGGCGAAGCUGAUGGAAGACCUAUAGCCCGGCAUCCUCGGAGGCUCCGUUAAUAACCCCAUUCCGUGGUGUAAGUAGUUGCCGGGUCGGGUCCGGCUCGACAAGGAUACCUAGGUGGUAGGUACCGUACUAUUUGUGGUCAAAGCAACGACUCGAUUAUCUCAAUGUGUUCCUAGAACCCUGCGACGCAGAUUAGCAGCUGCCUAGAAUAUGCGGGGUUUUCACCAACUUCAAUGAUCCGGAGAUACAGAUUCGGUCGAUCGACUCCCUUUACCGUACAUUCAUUAGCUCUUCGACGUAUCGUUACCGUUCUUUUCCCUGCAUCGUUGAUGAGUAGGUAGGUUUGAGGUUUCUUCAUUCGUCGAGUCCUGCAGUGGUUGAUGCUAGAGUUCCAUCUACCUACUACGGGGAUUCUUCCCACGUUUCUGAACUCCCUAUUCGGCGUCGCAUCGCCUCAUCACGCCGCUUGACUCCUGUUUCGUAAUCGAGGCAACGCUGA